CACCUUAAAGUGGAAAAAGUUUCCUCUCCUUUUAAUUGAAGGGAGAACAUUCACAAAAUGGUAGACAGGAGGAUUCGGAAAGCUCGCUUCAGCAGCCGGGACCUGUGCGCCCUGGUGGAUGCGGUGAUGGAAAGACGGGAGGAUCUCUUUGGCCGGGGAGGUGACCCUCCUGACGCGCAGAGAAGGAGGAGGGAUGCUUGGCAAUACGUGACGGAGAGGGUCAAUGCAGUUUCCGGAACCCACAGGACCUGGGAGGAAGUUCGCAAGAAGGUCCACGAUCUGAAGAAAAGCACAAAGGAAAAACUUGCUUAUAAUCGAAGAUCAUGGCAAGCAGCGGGUGGUGAGCCCUCAGAUGUCAAGACAUUGACGGAAUUUGAAAAUGAUAUGAUUGUUGUACUUGGGAAGGAAAGUCUUGAAGGUCUUCAGCCUGUGGAUAUUGGUACCAUUACAAGAUGUGUUCCACAAAACGAACACUGUGGACAGCAAGUAAUAUCACAAGAGCAACAUACAUUUGCAUGCCGCUUGUCACCAAUACCGCUUGAAACAGAUAAUAGCAUAGAAACAUCUCUGGUUCAAGGUAUAAAGGAUGAAAAUCAGGAAACGCCAAGUGAGUCCCUCAGCACUAGUGAUGAAUGGGAAGAAGUGGUGGUGGGUGAUGAGGGAACAACUGUUGCAGCCUGGAGACCCAUCAUGAUAAGUGCCCCAACUCAGUUAGAUGCAGUUACAGACCUUAAUGGGCCUGCUUUCAAACGGAGGCUGUUAGAGCAUGGAGCCCGUGUUGAACAGUCACUAGCUUUUAUGCACACCACUUUGGAAGAUGGUAUGGUUAGGUUGGAUCAGCGGCUGUCCUCAAUGCAAUCUGCCAUUGAGCAGAUGGCAACACCAGUGACAGCUGCAGUAGAAAACUCACUUAUGCAAGCUGUCGGCAAUGCAGGAGCAUCUCUUGUGAAUGUUCACAGUAUUGCUAUGGAAGCUUUAGGGUCAAAACUUAAGGAAGCAGUUGUGGCUGGCUUUGAUUCACUUGGACAGCAAUUACAUGGAACUAUGAGAGAAGGAAUUAAAAAUCUAAUUGAAACGCAGUGUUCUACAUUUUUGCAGCUGAUUGCAUAUUGUGAGGAGAAGCCCUCCAGUAGUGGCACAAGUGAAGUUAAGGCAGUUGACACUCCUGUUACCACGAGCUGACAGUUAUCACUGCCAGUUCUGUGCCAGCAUACGUCUUUGCACAAGUACCAUGGUAACAAGUAAGCUGACAAAAUUGAAAUAAAGCCUGAUGAAGGGCUUUUGCCCGAAACGUUGAUUUUCCUGCUCCUCAGAUGCUGCCUGACCUGCUGUACUUUUCCAGCACCACUCUAAUGUUGACUCUGAUCUCCAGCAUCUGCAGUCCUCAUUUUCGCAAAAUUGAAAUAAAGCCUUCUUAUCGUUGUAUUCUUUUAAUAUAUAAAAGGUCUGCUGUACUUUGAAAAUAGCUGUAGGAAUCACUGUUUUCUCAGUUAUCAUUUUCUAUUUUGGAGUUACCUUUGAAUGGUGCUUCGAAUCUAAUCAAGGACACACACAAUUGGAAAAGAUGUAGGGCAUUAAACCUUUUUGAGUCAAUUUCACUAUUCAUUAUAAACCUGACUGAUCUGAUUGAGGCCUGAAUUUUACGUUGUAGUUCCCUGCUCCCCCGUCAAACACUUCCUUGUUAAUCAAGUCUGUCCAACUCAGCUUUGUGUGUUCAGUGAUCCAUCUUGCACUGCUCACUGCAGAAGAUAAUUUCAAACAUUAAUGACCCUCAGAGAAGUAAUUCCUCCCCCUCUGUGUUUUAAAUGGGGGACCCCGUAUUUUAAAAUUGUGGCCUAUAUAUUUCUUCAUCCCCAAAAAGGGGAAAAUUCCUCUCAGCAUCUAUCCUGUCAAACUCAGAAUCUUAUUGAAAUAUAAAUGAUCAUCUCUCACGCUUCUGAACUCAAGUGAAUAUAGCCUCAGCCUUCCCUUCAUCCCAUGAAUUAGCCUUGUGAAUCACCUCUGAAAUGUUUUCAAACUAUGUCCCUCCUUAAGUAAGGAGCCGAAACUGUACAAAGUUCUCUAGUCUGGUCUCACCAGUGCCCUGUAUGGAUGUAGUAAGACUUUUAUGCUCCUUCCCUCUCACAAUAAUGGCUAAUAUUCCAUUUGCCUUCCUAAUUACUUAGUGUAUUUGCAUGUUGACCUUUUGUGAUUUAUGUACAAGGAUACUCUGAAUUAAUGCUCAUAUUCAUUUAAAAGAUGACUCAAUAAUUGGUGUUAUAAUUGUGUGAUGUAAAAUCUCUGUUUGGUUGUACUUAAAAAUAUUCAUGCCUUUUAGGCUGUGGAUAGAUUAACCUUUGAGAAUAGUAUCCACAUAUUUGUGUAUUUACUAUUAAACUCUGAUGUGGCAAUCUGCUAAACUUGUGCCAUUUGCUAAUUUUAGGCUGGCAUGAACACUAUCCUGUUUUGGGCAAACUCAAUUGUUAUCACCAAGCAUAUCCUUAAAAAUGCAUCAAGAGAAACUGUAACUCAAAUCUCCAGUCAUGAAAUCCUGUUAAAACUUGAAAAAUAGCACAUGCAAGAGUUACUGCUUUAAAAGAAUUUAAUGAGUUUUAAAAACAGUAAAAAGGCUACUUUCCAAAUGUUGCAGGGGCAGAUCCAUUUUAAUGUCUCGUAACCAGCCUCAAGAACAUACUUGAUUUUUAAGAUUGUGUAGUAUUAAACUAAAAAUGUUUGUGAAUUUAAUUUUAUAAAUAAAUAUUAUAGCUAAUUUCACUUGUAAAAUACUUGUCCUGUGUUUGAUAUUUUACCAUUUUGAGGAGACUGAAACUAUGAACGAUCAGAAAAGUGUUCUAAUGUGUUUUUCUCAUUUAGGAUAAAUUGUUAAUUAAAUUGUUGAACAAAUUCUGCAAAAAACGUCUUUAAAUGAUAACGAUCAUGGGAUGAGACAAAGAUCCAUUCAUAGGAAUUGGACUAAACCUUUUUGAAGAGAAAAGGUUUUUUUAACUGUAACAAAUGCUCAAAAAUAGUUCUAUUUAUGCAUUUUCUUCAAGGAGUCUGUGAUUUUAAUAUUUUCUAUAAAUUUGAACAGGUAGUGCAGUCAACAAUGAAAUUAGAUUCAGAAUAACAAACAUUGUGUUGUAUACAGAAAACACAACCAUACCAAUAAACCUUGGAGCAUGAAUGUAUUAUUCUUGUAUGUACCUUAUGAAAUAUUACAAUGGCUUCAUUUUGACUGAAAGGCAGCAUAAGCAUUCUGAAGUAGUACAAGGACAAAAACUAUGAAAGCUUGAAAACAGAAUUUGUGGACUUGGGUGUUAGAUUAAAAAGUAGGGCCUCUCUAGGAUUACUUAGGUGCACAUCAGGCAACUUUUAAUCACAUUACUUCCUCUUCUACAUUUUCUUUAAUAUUGUGUUCCUGGCUCACUAUUCUCUUGAUUUCAAACACUUUUCAAUUACAUUAUAUCUAUCUUCAGUGGAAAAUAGAAAGAAAGAUUGAUGGACGCCUCUUGCAUUUCCUUGUACAUUUGUCUUUGCCUCGUAUGUAUGUUUACGUUUGCAAACUUUGGCCAUGUAUAAAAGCCCUUGCAAUCUA
Chiloscyllium plagiosum (whitespotted bambooshark) is the source of this 3574-nucleotide messenger RNA. RefSeq lists its product as uncharacterized. Lineage: Eukaryota; Metazoa; Chordata; Chondrichthyes; Orectolobiformes; Hemiscylliidae. Gene Ontology annotation, cellular component: nucleus. The record is from RefSeq and is a predicted model, not a curated record.